Molecule: messenger RNA, 1506 nt
Organism: Symbiodinium natans
Lineage: Eukaryota; Dinophyceae; Suessiales; Symbiodiniaceae
Source: the annotation of a GenBank genome assembly
AUGGCUUUCCGCCGGUUGUUGGCUGCAUCCGCAGUUGCGCUGUCCUCGGCGCGGUUGGCGAGAUGGGAGAGUCAUGGUGAGUUGAUGGACGAGGAGGCACUGAAGGAGAAGGCCGUCACCCAGGAGCUCAUUGACGCCGUCAACUCUGCCAAGGGUUCGACUUGGACGGCCGGACCGAACACCCGCUUUGCAGGUGCCACGCUAAAGGAUGUUAAGAUUCUGAUGGGGACGCUGCAGGACUUGGACAACAACACUGUCCUGCCGUACAAAGCCCCAACAGAGGUUUCGAACCUGCCAGACGAGUUCGACUGGAGGACAGACCCACGUGCUCAGGAUUGCCCCAGCUUGAAGGAGAUUCGGGACCAAGCGGAUUGCGGAUCCUGCUGGGCUUUCGGCAGUGUCGAGGCGAUGACAGAUCGCAUCUGCAUUGCCAGUAAGGGCCAGCAGAAAGUCCAUCUUUCAGCGGAGGACGUGACUAGCUGCUGCACCUUUGGUGACAUGGGCUGUAACGGAGGUGUGCCAUCCACUGUCUACUCCUACUACCGGACAUCUGGCAUUGUUGAUGGCGGCAACUAUGGCGACAAGUCUAUGUGCUACUCGUACCAGCUCCAGCCUUGUGCGCACCACACGACCUCGCCCCAUUACAAGAACUGUACCGGCGAGGAGCCAACCCCCUCUUGUGCCAGGAAGUGCGUGGACAAUGGUGCUGACUGGGGCACCAGCAAGCAUUACGGCAGUGCUGGAUACAGUGUUUGCCAGCAGGGAAGUGGAACGAGCUGUGCCCAAGCUAUGAUGCAGGAGAUUUACAAGUCUGGACCCAUCACUGGUAUGUUCUUCGUUCAUCGGAGCUUCCUUUCAUACAAGUCUGGAGUGUACAAGGCCGGCUUCUUCUUCAAGGAUCCCAUGCUAGGUGGCCACGCCAUCAAGAUUCUUGGUUGGGGAACGGAAAAUGGUACGCCUUACUGGCUGGUCGCCAACAGCUGGAAUGCAGACUGGGGGCAAGACGGCUUCUUCAAAAUCGAGCGGGGAACCAACCAAUGCCAAAUUGAGAACCCAAUCAUCAACGGCGGACCCGUUGCAGAUUGGUUCAGCCACUUUAAAGAGUCUUGUCUCCACACGCAGUAUACCGAUGCCCAGGUGCUCACAGGAUCGCGUCGGAUGGAUGUGAUCGGCGGAGCAGUUGCUGCCCUUAGAGCCUUCUGCGACCUUGCCAGGUGCAAGAAGCGCCCAGACGCGAAGGGCGCGGAGGUUAUCGUGAAUGCGCUGCGUCGCGAGGGCGCCACUGACUGUGUGGAGCAGGCGUUUUGCUGUUUCUCUCACUAUGACGACAAUGCGGAGAUGCUGGAGGACGCUUCCGCUGUCUCUGCCCAACUUGCGGGGGUCGAGGCCCGGGAACAAGGAAGAAGGUUUUGUCGCACGUUGUCAGCACUAGCCCCCACAAAAGUCGUGAGGCUUUGCUGGCACGCCUGGGGGAGGACUGAGCACCGCAUGAUUGCCUCAGCGUAG